AUGAAGAGAAAUUUUAGUGAUUGUUUAGAAAGUCUACCCUCUCCCGAGUAUUCGGAACCAGAAUAUCAAGUUUUAUCAAGUCCCAAAAAGACGCGAGUUAUAACGAGAUCACAUGAGUUUAUUGAUGGAUUAGAAGGUUCAAUGCUGGAUUUUGUUAAUAAAGAUGGUUCUAUAACGAAGAAACGAUUAAACUUAGAUUAUAAUCAUCCAAAACAUCUUGUGGUUGUGUUUUUCGGUGUUAUUAAUGAAUUUUUGGAUCCAAUAAAUAAAUCAUAUGAGAAAUUAACCAAGGUAUUCAAUUCAGAAGUCAUUGCAAUAUCAUCAAAUGUAUCCAAAAAUAAUUAUGCCUUCCCUUUGAUUAAUGGAUCUAAAAUAUCUAAAAAGUUCAAUGUUUUAGAUCCCAUGGGAGGUGGUGUUUAUCCGAGAGAUGUUAUAAUGAUCUUUGAUAAAGAAGGUAAUAAAAGAGUUGAAAUACCCGUGACUUUGUAUAAUAAUUACUUAUUGGAUAAACCAAUAGUGGAAGUUUUAAUGGAUUAUUUGGAAGAAUUGGAAAGUGAAGUUAUGACGUUAUAA
This is a messenger RNA of Hansenula ciferrii, 573 nucleotides long. RefSeq lists its product as uncharacterized. The transcript has a single exon. The record is from RefSeq and is a predicted model, not a curated record. Lineage: Eukaryota; Fungi; Ascomycota; Saccharomycetes; Phaffomycetales; Wickerhamomycetaceae. Bases 1 to 573 code for a protein of 190 amino acids.